Molecule: messenger RNA, 483 nt
Organism: Tripterygium wilfordii
Lineage: Eukaryota; Viridiplantae; Streptophyta; Magnoliopsida; Celastrales; Celastraceae
Exons: 1
Coding region: 91-327 (78 amino acids)
Source: RefSeq, a predicted model, not a curated record
AAUUUCCUUAUCCAUCUUAGAGUAAUAUUCUAACUAAAGCUUCAAGAAAUACAGAAGAAGAAAGAAACCCAGACCAGAGAGAAAGUGAUCAUGUCUGAUAUUGCUAUGUUGGUUGCAGAAGAGUAUGAGAGGAGGAUCAAGAACUCAAGGAAGGCAAGUGGUGCUGCAGCUGCUGAAGGAGGAGGAGGAGAAUUGGAGAUUAGAUUUGGUACUUCUUGGGUGUCUAAUUUUGGUCAGAAGAUGAAGAAAUUGAGUGAGCAAAUCAACAAGAUGGAGCCUAAAACCCAGAUUGGUGUUGCAGCCACUGAUGGGUUCUUCUCUGCUUGAUUUCUUCUUCUUUUUUCACUUUUGGUGUGUAAGAGAAACUGUAGAUGGUAUUCACUUGUGUUUUGUGCAUAUUACUUAAUUUUUGGUUUGGUUUAGGGCCUUUGCUCUAAUCAAUGAAAGAUUACUGGAUUAGAAUCUGGAUCCAGAUCUAUCUCU